Molecule: messenger RNA, 3175 nt
Organism: Paramecium octaurelia
Lineage: Eukaryota; Ciliophora; Oligohymenophorea; Peniculida; Parameciidae
Source: the annotation of a GenBank genome assembly
AUGAAUUAAAGUUAUUUACUCUAAUUAUUUACCCAACCUAUAGCUGAAGGAUUGCCUAUUGUAGAAUUAGAUCAAUUUUUAGAUUAUAUUGCCAAAGUUUAAUCUAACCUAGAAAAUUAAUAAUCUGUAGAUUUAUACAUGGAGAACAAUUUUUCACUAAAAUUAAUUUUGAUAAUGAGAACACUUUAUCAUUUUGAUUCAAUUAUGCAAAUGAAUCCUUAGAAAUAUAACCCUUAACGAUUCAAAUCAAUGGUUAUCUUUGCCACUCAACAACUAAGGAAACUAUCAUAAAUCACAUAAGAACAAGAUCAAUAAAUAAUAUUUUCUCUAUCCAUUCAUUUAGGUAUUAAAUAUUUCAAAUCUCAUCAUAAACUAAUAACCCAUCUAAUUGCAAUGGUAUUUGAAGCAUUUUAAGAGAAAAAUGAACUAUUUGACUUUUUAUUGUAAUAAAUGUAGUAAUCCUUAGCAGGUAGUCACCAACAUAUGUCGACCUCUAUUAUAUCAAUAUUAUUUAUUUUGGAUUAAUUAUUGAGAUUUCUAUUUAACAUCAGAACUUUGGAUUAAUAACUUUAAAUUAUAAUUGAGCAGAUAUUUCAAUAAUUUUAAUUUAUUGAUUACUCAAAUAUUGAUCUUUAAUUAGGGAAAACAUUAAGUAGUAUCAUAGUAGUAUGCAUUCAAAAGUACAAUUGUUACUAACAAGAAAAAUUAUUAAUAUUAUCAUAAGAUCAGCAUUUAUUAACAUUCAUUCAAAAGUAUUUAUUAUAAGAUUACAUAAUAACCUCACACUUAGUCAAAUCUUUAUCCAUACUCAUUAAAAAUUAAUAAUAAGUUCAGGCUCAACUAAAAUUUGAUUCACAGUAAGUCCCCUACUUAGCACAAUUGACUAAUUAAAUUUUACCACUACUUAUUUAAUCAUUUUUGGAAAAAAAAUUUGAUUACUCUACAUCUUUAUCAGUCUUACAGUUUGUAAACGAAUGCUUAAGUUAUUCUUUUUCAUACGACUUUUUUUUAAAUAAUUAACAGCAAUUAUUAUUCAAUGUAAUUUUGAAUUAAUUAAUCUUUGAUGACGAUGAUCACUAAAAUUUUUAUGAAAACACGACAGACUUUUAUGAGAAUAUCUAAGCCAUAAUUAAUUUUGAUGUAAAUAUUAUUUAAUUAUCUAGAAUGACACAAUUAAAGGCUUAAUAGCAUAAAUUUUGGAUAAACUUUCUUAAAAUAUAGAUGGAUUUUUAAAAAAUUACUAUGAUUUGGCAUACGAAUUAUUGCUGUUUCAUUUUGAAGUAAUUCAGGAAACCUCAUUAUGCAAUAAAUUACAGAAGGAAAUAAUUUAAUGUAACUUUUUUACUUGUUCUCCUGAUACAAGAUAUAAUACAAUUAUGUUAUCGUUUUGUAUUUUAAAUAAAUAACUUACAACUAGAAAAGAUGUUAGAUAAAGUAUAGAGUAUUUUUUAAAGCAAAACUUAAAGUACAUGAAAAAAAAGGCAGACACUCUGGGGAAGUGCUUAGGAAUGGAAUUCAUUAAAAUUGCUUUGCCUUAAAUAUUCUGUAAUUCUGACAGAUCUUUUUCUAAAUGUAUAAAAUUCUGCUUUGGAAUCUUAAAUUAGUCAAAGCAGAAGCGAGGAGUAAAGCUAUUUGCAAUUAAAUGUCUGAUUUAUCUCAUGUAAAACUAAGAUAUUUAACAAAAAAUGGAAGAUUCAAUAGCGAUUUAGCACAAUGAAUUUUGUGUUUAAUUAGCAUAAUGCGAUCUUGACAUCUAUUAUGAAUUCGCAUCAAUUGUUGUCUAGAAUUGUAAUUUAAUCAUAGAUACAUACCUCGAUGAUAUAAUGAAGGCAAUUGUAAAAAGAAUUGAUUUAGGUUGUAAAAAAAUCAAUUUGAAUCAAACAUAAUAUAUUAAUCAUACUUCAAUCGUUUUUAGUUGCAUAAAGAUUGUUGAUACUAUUUUAUCAUAACCAUAUACACUUAAAUAUACUGUAUUUAUUGCAUAAAUAAUUUUAGGCCUAACUAGAACCCACUUUGAUUUAACUUAUUAACUUGUUAUUGCAACCAGAAAAUUUGUAGUUUGUAGAUGAGAUCUUUGAUGCUGGUGCCAAAUUCAUUGCAUAUACAAAGGGUUUGACAGAAUUAAUACAUAUAAUUUAUGAUAGUUUACCUGGUAUUCUUGAAAAGGAAGGUAAAUUAACAAUUGAAAGUGUUUUCAAACUCUUUUUGUCAAGCACAAUUCAUGCUUCUGAAGUGAUAAAAUCGAAACCUUAGUGGAUAUCGAUAGUAUAUAAAUUUUUUGUAAGUUUUAGAUGAUAAAAUUUGUUUAUUCUGAGCUUUAUAAAAAUGAUUCAAUUGAAGAUAAUAUCAGAAUUUCAAUAUUAAUUCAAACAUUCUAUCAGUACUAUAAUUUAGAUGAGUGUUGCUUAUUGUUAACAGAAUAAUUUUAUAAAAUUCUUUCCCUAUAAUUAUAAUAAAAAGAAAUAUUGCCAAAAACUUUUAUUUCCAUAUUUAUGCCAGUUAUUAUGGAUAAUUCUAAAAUAUUAAAUGCUCAUUUAAGAUAAAUCAUUAUAAAUACAAGUGGCUAUAUAAACUUGACAUUUGGAAGAGCCUUAACAGUUUAUAAUUAUAAAUUUUAUUUUAUGAUCAUUCACUUUUUAAUUCUAAACUCUCACAUUCUAUAUGAAGAACAACAUAGACAAUAGAUAAUUGAAUAAUUGUUUAAUAAUUUUCUCAAUAAAUAUGCUGCAUAUAUAGAGAAAAUAUCUUUUCAUUAAAAAAUUGGAAACCCAAACUUUUCAUAAUAAGUAAAAUAUAUGUCAACUAUUAGAUGGAAAAAUCUAUUCCAAGUUUUGAUCUUGAAUAUUAAGACAAUCAACUAGAAUUACAUUUAAAAGAGAUGUCAAACUAUAAGAAAGAAAAUUAGAUUGAAAAACCAAAUAUGAUGGAUCUUGAUACUACUCGCAUAAUGUCAUAAAAUUAACAAACUUAAAUUGUUUAAAAUAUUCUACAGUGUCUAAAAAUUAAUUACCCCACAAUAUUAUCCUAGCUUACACAGGCAGAUCACUUUCUUUUAAAUUCAAUUUUAUAAAUUAAAGAAGUUGAUGCAUAAAAUUAGUUGGGCGUUAGAUAAAUUAUGAAUGUGAAAAAGUUUUAGAGAAAGAAUUAAAAUUUGAAAUAGUAUAAUGUUAUGUGA